AUGGGAGUAGGCGAAGUCGGUCGUCCGCCUGGCGGUCGGACCGACGACGUCAUCGCCGCCCGAAUCCUCCCAUCUCUCGACCGUCUUCAGCCAUGGAUGAUCCCCAUCGCCGCCACAGGUACUACGAGUACUUCAGACUCUGAGAUCGACAAGCACUUCGUCUUUGAAUCGCUUUGUAACUUUUAUCCAACCACAGAGAUCUUGCCGUCUCCCAUACAGCCGCGGAAGAUUUCCGUCGGGGACAGACUCUUCGAAGUUCGGCAUCCUCGGCCUGGCGAAAUGAUCAAAGAAGCGGUCCAAAUGGCUGUCUGGCCAGCUCUUCCAAGGUUCUAUUCGUUGAUGUUUUUCGUUUUUCCGAGUUUCUCCUAUUGGAAGUGAGACGAUAUAUCAGCUUAUCAUAGGUCCUCUCAUCAGUAAAUAAAUAAUUUUGUUUUCAACAAGAAUGAUCAUCUGAAAAGUUCUUUUUUUACCUAACAAAAAUGAUUAUUAAAAAAAGGUGAUUUUUUUGGGGUCUUAACUUUCUCCGUUAAUACUCUUGAGAAAUUCUCCAAAGCAGAAAAAAUAGAACUUUUAAGAACUAUACGAAAAAAAGUUGUUUGUUUCAAUCGGUAAUUAUCGUGAAGAAAGCGCUAAAAAUCAUUUUUUAGCCGAAAUCAUUUAAGUUUCUGCAGUCAAGGACCCUUGAUUCCAGUGGCACUUUUUCCCAUAAUCAAAUUUCGUUGUUUUGUUGACUCAACCUAUUUAUUUGCCAUUGUUCAUUAUCAUUCAAAAAUUUGUUGGCUCUAAAAAACGAACAAUGGUUUUGAAAAAAGAAAAUGGGAAUUUGUAUUUGAGCGUGUCGAGAACGACUAUUUUUGUAGUUCUGCAGCAGUUAUCGGCCCGAUUUGCCAGUCGGCUUGCUCCUACCGUAGGUGUCCAUUAGUCUGCCACACUGGAAAUCGCAUCAAAUUAUACAAUUGGAUGAUUGUUUUUGGCAUUUUCGCCCUUGCUGCCAACCUCGACGCAUUUGUCGCCUGA
Caenorhabditis auriculariae is the source of this 1017-nucleotide messenger RNA. Lineage: Eukaryota; Metazoa; Nematoda; Chromadorea; Rhabditida; Rhabditidae. The record is from the annotation of a GenBank genome assembly.